AUGGGUAAAUGCGAUACCAUCCUGGUGUGUCUUAAGACUACGAGUAACCACAAGCUAAGUCAACUACUGCCGCCUCUGAUGCACGACAAGAGUACUGUGAUCCUGGUACAGAAUGGUUACGGUCUCGAGAAAAACCUGGCCAAGCAAAUGGCUGACUUGGGUAAAGAAACGAAGAGUGCUGUGUUCCCGGUGCAGAAUGUUUACGGCCUCGAGACAGGUCUGGACAAGCAAAGGACCGACUUGGGUUUGGCGAAUAUUUUGGAUAUCUGUACGAACCUCGCACUCACCUCUGGCCAGACCCCAUUCACAGCAGGGAAGAACAUCGCAGGCGGGCUGGGCUUUAUUGCGUCCCAGAAGAGUUCGCCAGGGAUCAUCACCCACGUGGACUACGGAAAGCUGACUGUGGGCGCACACAUCUCGCCACCAACACACACACACACACAAGCACAAGCGGAUCACAGCACACCCCCGCACACGCACUCGAGCACUGCGGAGCCGAUGCGUGCGGACCACGAGCCUGCUGAAGGCAUAGUACAGGAGGCUAUGCGUGUGCUGGCGGAAGACUUGGGAGAGGCCGGUGUGGAGGUAGUCAUAGAUGAUGAUCUGGUAAGGGCGCGCUGGCACAAAUUGGUGUGGAACAUCUCCAUGAAUGGGCUGAGUGUACUGCUGGAUGCGCAGACGGACGAGAUAGUGGGCAACAAUGGUAUGGGGUGUAGUAAUGAAUUAUAUAUAAGGGAUCAGGGUACGUGCGUGUAUGAAUGAACAAUAACUAGCAUGUGGAUGUGGAUGUGGUAUUGUUUGAAAAGGGUCUGCGUGGGUGAUAUAUAUAUAUAUCAUAUUGUGUGUACGUGU
Messenger RNA from Sphaeroforma arctica JP610, 852 nucleotides. RefSeq lists its product as hypothetical. Lineage: Eukaryota; Ichthyosporea; Ichthyophonida. Gene Ontology annotation, cellular component: cytoplasm. Gene Ontology annotation, molecular function: oxidoreductase activity. The record is from RefSeq and is a predicted model, not a curated record. The transcript is spliced from 2 exons. The coding region runs from base 1 to 762 and encodes 253 amino acids.